AUGAAGAAGCAACAGCAGGAAAUGGUCCAGGUCGGUUCUUCCAAUUCUCCCUUCUGGCGAACUACCUCCAACACCUCGAACACAUCGACACAAAGCAAGAAGAUCAUCGGCGCGUCAUAUUCGCACGCUGACAUACUCAACUUCAAUUCUUUGAACAUAUCUGGCUCCAAUUCGCGCCCUCGAACGCCGCCAUCAGCUGGUCAUAGCUGCGAGUCCAGCACCGCGCCGCACCGAACAAGCAGUAACAUAUCACCACGACCUACCCGGGAAACCUACAGUAGUUUUCUGCGCCAGUCUAACAAUGACUGGGGUGCCGACGACGAGGACGAUGGUGACAUCAUGUUCGAGGACGAUGAGGAUGAGUUUGGUCUUCCCAGCAUAGCAAAUGCUCGAAGAAAGGGACGACGGAAAGAACCAUCAAAGGGGAAAGAUCUGGGAGGGACCUACGCACAUACCAGGAAUGGGUUGGGCUCUGCGGGUUCGACAGCAUGGCGAAGCAUAGACAGCGGUGACAUUGCUGAAGAGCGAGGCAUCCCUAGCUACCCCACGGCGAAGAAGAUCGAAGGAAAGAUACUCCGACCGCAAUAUCAGGAAAUCUUGCGCGACCCAGCGAACUCAAUGCAUCUUAUCGAGCAUCCCUCCGUACCACCCAACGCCACCGCAAAGCAAGUCGAAGAGCAUUCUGCCCGGACAACUCGUAUAAACAAGUUCAAGAGGAUAUUACAGGCAAGCACAAUAUCUCUGUCAGAUUUGCGCGAUUCAGCGUGGUCAGGAGUGCCAUCUGAGGUGCGUGCAAUGACAUGGCAGGUUCUGUUGGGUUACCUGCCCACCAGCAGCGAACGAAGAGUAGCAACACUGGAGCGCAAAAGGAAAGAGUACUUGGAAGGCGUUCGCCAAGCUUUCGAGAAAGGUACUUCAGGCAGCACUGGCGCUGUUGCGGCUGGUAUAGCGGGUACCUCAUCGUUUCCAUCGACCAUUCGUGGGCGAGGACGAGGUCUAGACGAAGCUAUCUGGCAUCAAAUCAGCAUCGAUGUACCGCGGACAAACCCUCAUCUUGAGCUAUACAGCUACGAAGCAACACAAAGAUCACUAGAGAGGAUACUGUACGUCUGGGCUAUACGGCACCCCGCUUCCGGCUAUGUACAGGGCAUCAACGAUCUCGUCACGCCGUUCUGGCAGGUCUUCCUUGGUGCCUACAUCUCGGAUCCUGACAUUGAAUUCGGGAUGGACCCUGGACAGCUGCCCAAACAAGUUCUAGAUGCAGUCGAAGCCGACUCGUUCUGGUGUUUAACAAAGCUUCUUGACGGGAUACAAGACAAUUACAUCGCACAUCAGCCAGGAAUCCAGCGACAAGUGGCGAGCCUGCGAGAUCUUACUACACGCAUCGAUGAUGGCUUGGCGAAACAUCUGCAGAACGAAGGUGUCGAGUUCAUACAGUUCAGCUUCCGGUGGAUGAACUGUCUGCUGAUGCGCGAGAUAUCCGUCAAGAAUACAAUCCGGAUGUGGGACACGUAUCUGGCUGAAGAAGACGGUUUCUCAUCCUUCCAUCUUUACGUAUGCGCAGCUUUCCUCGUCAAAUGGUCUGACCAGCUGCGGAAGAUGGACUUCCAGGAGGUGAUGAUGUUCCUGCAAUCGCUGCCAACAAAGCAAUGGACUGAAAAGGACAUCGAACUGCUUCUGAGCGAAGCGUUCAUUUGGCAGAGUCUGUUCAAGGGAAGUGGUGCGCACUUGAAGAACACAAGCUCAAGAGGAAUUGGCAUGGGUCCUGACUUCUAGGAAACGUUGGUGAUGUUGCAAACGCCGAGAUGACCUACUUGUACAUAAUCCGCUAAUGUACUACAUAAUGAUCACAAC
This is a messenger RNA of Macroventuria anomochaeta, 1854 nucleotides long. Its product is annotated as RabGAP/TBC. Gene Ontology annotation, cellular component: Golgi apparatus. Gene Ontology annotation, biological process: activation of GTPase activity. The record is from RefSeq and is a predicted model, not a curated record. The transcript has 5 exons. Gene Ontology annotation, molecular function: GTPase activator activity. NCBI's taxonomy places the organism in Eukaryota, Fungi, Ascomycota, Dothideomycetes, Pleosporales, Didymellaceae. The coding region runs from base 1 to 1776 and encodes 591 amino acids.